Messenger RNA from Asterias rubens (European starfish), 1635 nucleotides. Its product is annotated as G-protein coupled receptor 54-like. Gene Ontology annotation, cellular component: membrane. The transcript is spliced from 2 exons. Gene Ontology annotation, biological process: G protein-coupled receptor signaling pathway. Gene Ontology annotation, molecular function: G protein-coupled receptor activity. The record is from RefSeq and is a predicted model, not a curated record. Lineage: Eukaryota; Metazoa; Echinodermata; Asteroidea; Forcipulatida; Asteriidae. The coding region runs from base 25 to 810 and encodes 261 amino acids.
GUGCAAGCCUCAUGUUCCACCAUCAUGGCAAUGACAAUAGACCGUUACAUGGUCAUACUUCACCCUAUGCGGUCACUUCAUGCUAGGACGAUACGCCGGACUACAUGUAUAAACAUCGUCAUAUGGCUAACUUCGUUUUUACUUCACGUGCCGGUGGCGAUUUACUACGAACAAGUGUCCGAGCCAAACAACGGCUACUUCUGCGGCACGAACUUUGUGAACAUCACGGCCAGUAAAAUCUACCAUUUCUACGCCGUCAUCGUUCUCUACGUGUUUCCGUUCCUCGUCAUGACAUUUUGCUACCUCCGGAUUCUGCGCAAGGUGUGGAGUAAGUACCUCAUCGUGACGUCAUCCACGCAGACGCAGAGGAAGCGCAGGUGGAAGAUAACGCGCAUGACUCUUCUGGUCGUCAUUCUCUUCGGCAUCUGCUGGGGGCCGAUCCACGCCGUACACUUGGUGGCGCUGUUCAAGACGGCCACCAGCGCGACUGAGAUUGACUGGUCGUACUAUAACUUCUCCAUAUUCUGCCUGUGUAUCUCAUACUCGAACUCUGCCAUUAACCCUUUCGUGUACGCUUUCAGCGGUCGGAGUUAUCGCUCUCUGUUGCUAUCCUGUUUGAAACGGAAACCAGGGAAGAACCCCGUGAGUCGAAUGUGCAGCAGUAGGACCAAAGCAGGAUCGGCACAGUACUCUUUGGAAAUGAACAACCUCAUUCGAACCAAUGGUCAGAAUGGGAGAUCGCCAAAGACGAGGUAUACGAACCAGUAUAUCGGUGGAGGGCGCCAUAUUGUCAGAGCUGUACCGGAAUAAGGGAGCAAAUUCUACUGUUCUAUUUAUAGCUGAAAGACACUGCUGAACUCCAUUGGGUGGAGCACUGAACCACUUAUUCACUUUGUAGACCGGUUAAGAAUUCAUUAUUGCUUUAAAAAUAGUGAAUAAUUUGUUAUGGAAAAGGGUAUUGAUGUAACAGAACAUUUUAUAUUAUGCCUAUUUUUGCCUAUCAUCUCUGUCUAAAUUUGUCGGUCUGCUCGUUUUCUUCAUUAUAAGUCCUACCGACCUAUACAAAUUAUCUUGAAAAAAAUUAGUAUUUUUCAAAACAUGUACAGUAAAACCUCAUCUCGUCCACCCUCGAAUUCUGUUUCUGCUUGUAUUUCCAUUUCAUCUCUUGCUGGGUACACUUUAUUAUUAUUAUUAUUAUUGUUGUUGUUAUUAAUACCUUUUUGUUGCUUUAGGCCUACACGUUGUUGCAACCAAUAUUGCACAAAAUGCAAAAACACACAAUUUUGUGCGAUCAGUGAUGGUAAAAUAAAGUCGUUGGAACGUUUAAGUCCUCACUGUGUGGUUGCACUUUUAAUCAUAAAACCAUGAGUUAUUUAUUUAACACCUUGAAACUUGAUAUCAUCAUAACCUUGCAAUCUAAUUUGUUGAAUGUUUUUUUUACACAGGUUGGUCAAAAUGCGUGGUUUUACUCUAUAAAUAACAGGUUCACAAGUGAAUGUGUAUUUACUAGGCGCCUUUCAAGCCAAUUUGGGCCAUUCAGGGCGCCUUACAUGCAGUUGAUCACCCCCUGUUUAUUGGGCCUUUCAUCAUUGGUAAAAAACAAAACUCACUGCUCCUUUGGAGUAUGCAGCUCCG